Monoraphidium neglectum is the source of this 849-nucleotide messenger RNA. RefSeq lists its product as hypothetical. Lineage: Eukaryota; Viridiplantae; Chlorophyta; Chlorophyceae; Sphaeropleales; Selenastraceae. The transcript has 2 exons. The coding region runs from base 1 to 849 and encodes 282 amino acids. The record is from RefSeq and is a predicted model, not a curated record.
AUGCGUUUCGCCAUCAACUUCUUCACGUCCAUCGGGCUGGGGGGCAUCACGGACCGCAUGCGCGAGCUCUACAAACAGAUGCCGAGGCUUCUGGCGGAGCGCGCCGCGCGGGAGAGGGAGGAGGCCGAGAAGGCCGCGGCCGCGGCGCGCGCGGCUCGCGGGGGCGACAGCAGCAGCAGCGACGACUCGUCCAGCAGCGACGACUCGAGCAGCAGCAGCGACAGCAGCAGCAGCGACAGCAGCAGCGACGACUCCAGCAGCAGCGGCACGACCACCAGCAGCAGUAGCAGCAGCGACUCCGAAUCGGAGGACUCCGGGCGGCGCGGCAAGGGGCGCAGCGGGGGCAGGGGCCGAGACGACCGGCACCGCGGUGGCGGCGGCGGCGGCAGCAGUGGGCGUGAGCGGCCGCGCAGCCCGCCAGAGCGCAAUGGGAGCCGCGGCGGCGCGGAGGGCGACGCCCGCGCCGCACGCCGCGGCGGCGGUGAAGGGGGCGGGCGCGGGGAGCCGCUGAGGCGGGGCGACGAGCGGCGUGGGGGGGCGGACAGGGAGCGCGGCGGCGCGGACGAGCGCCGCAGGGACGACGAGCGCCCCGGCGGGGCCGACAGGGACCGCAGCGGAGGCCGCGAGCGCGACAGGGGGCGCGACGAGCCCCGGGACCGGCGGGGCGGCGGCGACGAACGCCGUCGCGGCGGCGAGGAGCGCGAGGGGGGCCGCGGGCGUGGGCGGGACGAGGACCGCGGCCGGGACGAGGACCGCGGCCGGGACGAGGACCGCGGUCGCGAGAGGGGCGGGGGCCGCGAGGAGCGCGGGCGGCGCGACAGCCGUGAGGACAGGGACAGGCGGCGCUGA